GCCAUCUUCUCCAGUUCCGGUGCGAGGUUUUCUUCAAUUGAACUUAUUACACAGUAUACCCCAUGUCACGUGCUGCAUCCAUGGCUUUCGCUGCAGGAAGUGACCACCCGCUGCAUGCACAAGCUUGGCGCAGGGUAUAUCUGCCCUCUCCCGAGGUCGUACUCCGUACAGAGAGCCCCUCAUCAGACACAUACGACACAUAUAUACAGAGCUUGCUUCUCACACCGAGAUCCCCACUCGUGACACCCCAAUUCGCAACUUCUCCCAUUGUAGCGAAAUCCUCUUUUCAGCCAACCAAGGUCUUCAUCGCGGCCAUUUUUCUUUAGCGCAUACGACCAAAUCCUAGAUCCAGAAAGAAGGCAGGCUCGUUAACAUUAUGGUUGGAGCAAGCUGUCUCUGCGGCGCCGUCCGCAUCCAAUUUUCAGACGAAGUAUUGGCCAAAGUCCUAUGCCACUGCCUCGACUGCCGCAAAAUCAGCGGCUCGACCUACAGCACCAACAUCCUCGUCCCGGGCACCAACUUCUCCAUCGCCAGCGGCACCCCCAAACAGUUUACAAAAAAGGUCGAUAGCGGCAAGGAUUUCACGUCGUUCUUCUGCGGCGACUGCGGGUCGACGCUGUGGCGGGAGGGGGAGUCGUUUGGGGAUGGGAAGGUUAUUAAAGUGGGCACGGUUGAUGAUGUGGAUGCGCUGGGGAAGGCGAGGCCGGAGACGGAGCUGUUUGCGAGGUCGAGGGUGGAGUGGGUGAGGGAGGUUGAGGGGGCGGUGCAGAAGGAGACGAGUUAGGGAGGAGGCGAGGUUUGUGAGCACGAGAAUGGUGAAGCAGUAUAGGAGGUAUAGAUGUGAAACAACGGCUACGGUAGACUAGUAGCAGGUGGGCGGCCAAAAUUCAGAUUGAAACUGAAGCAAUACGUCUUGCACUGCGUACUUCAACCAACUAUAUACACAGCGUACUUGCUCUGCGUACUUGCUCUGCCUCCUUGCUGCAUACAUAUACUGCGUAUAUAUACUUCGUACUUAAACUGC
Westerdykella ornata is the source of this 1024-nucleotide messenger RNA. RefSeq names its product DUF636 domain protein. Bases 377 to 784 code for a protein of 135 amino acids. Gene Ontology annotation, molecular function: carbon-sulfur lyase activity. The record is from RefSeq and is a predicted model, not a curated record. NCBI's taxonomy places the organism in Eukaryota, Fungi, Ascomycota, Dothideomycetes, Pleosporales, Sporormiaceae. The transcript has 2 exons.